Molecule: messenger RNA, 4002 nt
Organism: Suncus etruscus (white-toothed pygmy shrew)
Lineage: Eukaryota; Metazoa; Chordata; Mammalia; Eulipotyphla; Soricidae
Gene: PATL1
Product: PAT1 homolog 1, processing body mRNA decay factor
Exons: 19
Coding region: 11-2323 (770 amino acids)
Biological process (GO): deadenylation-dependent decapping of nuclear-transcribed mRNA; P-body assembly
Cellular component (GO): P-body
Molecular function (GO): RNA binding
Source: RefSeq, a predicted model, not a curated record
CUCCCCGAGAAUGUUCCGCUACGAGUCUUUGGAGGAUUGCCCUCUGGAUGAAGAUGAAGAUGCAUUUCAGGGCCUGGGAGAGGAAGAUGAAGAGAUUGAUCAGUUCAAUGAUGAUACCUUUGGGUCAGGGGCAGUUGAUGACGAUUGGCAGGAAGCACAUGAACGUUUGGCUGAAUUGGAAGAGAAGCUACCAGCGGCAGUUAAUGAACAAACUGGCAAUGGAGAAAGAGAUGAGAUGGAUUUGUUGGGUGACCACGAGGAGAAUCUGGCAGAAAGGCUUAGUAAAAUGGUGAUUGAAAACGAACUGGAAGAUCCAGCUAUCAUGAGAGCAGUACAGACCAGGCCAGUUUUGCAACCCCAACCAGGAAGUCUCAAUUCUAGCAUCUGGGAUGGAUCUGAAGUUCUGAGGCGAAUCAGAGGACCCCUGCUUGCUCAGGAAAUGCCUACAGUGUCUGUAUUAGAAUAUGCCUUGCCUCAGAGGCCCCCACAGGGCCCAGAAGAUGACCGGGACCUUUCUGAGCGUGCUUUACCAAGGCGAUCAACCUCACCUAUUAUCGGGAGUCCUCCUGUUAGAGCUGUCCCCAUAGGCACUCCGCCUAAGCAGAUGGCUGUGCCCAGCUUCAGCCAACAGAUUCUGUGUCCGAAGCCCGUCCACGUCCGGCCCCCCAUGCCUCCUCGUUAUCCUACUCCCUAUGGUGAGAGGAUGUCUCCAAAUCAGCUCUGCACUGUCCCGAAUUCUUCCCUCUUGGGUCACCCCUUCCCUCCUAAUGUUCCUCCGGUUCUCAGUUCCCUCCAGAGAGCACAACUGCUGGGAGGAGCCCAGCUACAGCCUGGACGGAUGUCUCCCAGCCAGUUCGCACGGGUCCCUGGAUUUGUUGGGAGCCCACUUGCUGCCAUGAAUUCCAAGUUGCUCCAAGGGCGAGUUGGGCAGAUGCUUCCCCCAGCACCAGGCUUCCGUGCCUUCUUUGGUGCUCCCGCCCCCACGACGCCGCCUCCUCCUCCCCAGCAGCAUCCCCCUGGCCCAGGACCUCACCUCCAAAACCUCAGAUCUCAGGCCCCAAUGUUUAGAGCAGACACCACUCACCUUCAUCCACAGCAUCGUCGACUCUUGCAUCAGAGACAGCAGCAGAAUCGAAAUCAGCAUCGGAACCUCAAUGGCACAGGAGACAGAGGCAGUCAUCGGAGCAGUCAUCAGGACCAUCUCCGGAAGGAUCCCUACGCCAAUCUCAUGCUGCAGCGAGAGAAAGACUGGGUCUCCAAGAUCCAGAUGAUGCAGCUGCAAAGCACUGAUCCCUACCUGGAUGAUUUUUAUUACCAGAAUUACUUUGAAAAACUGGAGAAACUGUCAGCUGCUGAAGAAAUGCAGGGUGACGGCCCGAAAAAGGAGCGCACCAAGCUCAUUACCCCUCAGGUCGCCAAACUAGAACAUGCCUAUAAGCCAGUGCAAUUUGAAGGCUCUUUGGGAAAACUUACUGUCUCUAGUGUGAAUAACCCCCGAAAAAUGAUCGAUGCUGUUGUGACAUCUCGGAGUGAAGAUGAUGAAACAAAAGAAAAGCAGGUUCGGGACAAGAGACGGAAAACCCUUGUCAUAAUUGAGAAGACAUAUAGUUUACUCCUUGAUGUGGAGGAUUAUGAAAGGCGUUACCUCCUAAGUCUAGAAGAAGAGCGACCUGCGUUGAUAGAGGAAAGAAAGCACAAAAUCUGUAGCAUGUAUGACAACUUAAGGGGGAAAUUACCAGGACAAGAUAGGCCAAGCGAUGAACAUUUUGUACAGAUCAUGUGCAUCAGAAAAGGGAAGAGAAUGGUUGCCCGCAUUCUCCCUUUCCUCUCCACAGAACAAGCAGCUGACAUUCUCAUGACAACAGCCAGAAACCUCCCUUUCCUUAUCAAGAAGGACGCACAAGAUGAGGUGCUGCCCUGCUUACUGAGUCCCUUCUCUCUCCUCCUGUAUCAUCUUCCAUCAGUGACUGUCACCAGCCUUCUGCAACAGCUAAUGAACCUACCUCAGAGUGCAGCUGCACCAGCACCUUCCAAUCCUCACCUCACCGCUGUGCUCCAGAACAAGUUUGGCCUGUCACUGCUCCUUGUCAUCCUGAGCCGUGGGGAAGACCUACAAAGUUCGGAACCUGCUCCAGAACACAGCAGCCAGUGGACGGAGGUCAUGUUCAUGGCGACCCGAGAACUUCUACGGAUUCCCCAAGCAGCCCUGGCCAAGCCAAUCUCAAUACCCACAAACCUAGUAUCACUCUUUUCUCGCUAUGUUGACCGACAGAAACUGAACUUGUUGGAGACAAAACUGCAGCUAGUUCAGGGGAUCCGAUAAAGAGAUCUUCGGAUGUUUCCUGUACCUCCUUUUGGCUGUCACCUGCACUGCUGCCAUCACCAUGGCGUGUUUUUUAAUGCGGGAGGGAAGGUCGCUGAUUCCCCAAAGCGUCUGUGGGGCUGAUGUCUGUUCGAGAGACGCUCUCGGGGUCAGGUGGGCCUGCCCACAGCUCUGAGAAAGGUGGCUGGGUGAUACUUCUGCUGGUUUCUUCUUACCUACUGUGUUACACUUCUGCAUGUCCUACUUUGACUAAAUUCUUCCCAAUUUUGCAGGGUUGGUUUUGCCCUAGAGACACAAAUAUAAUCUCUCCCUUGAUCCUACCAUCACUACUCCAGUUGAGAGUAGAUUGUAGCCUGCCAAAAGGACUCCUUCUCUCAUCCUAUUGAAGUCUUAACUGCCCCAUAUUAAUAUUCAGAUGAUGAUAGGAGAGCCAUGAAAUAGAAAUACGCAUAUAUACAUAUAUACCCAGUAUAUGUAUGUAUGUGUGUGCCCCUAUACAUAAGUUUAUGUGGUAUCCAGCAGAUCCUUUAAAGAAUCAGUUUUAGAUUGAAAACGACUUAGUUGACACACACCCCCUUCCUCUUGAAACUCAAAACCAGCUGAUGUAUUUUUUUUAACUAUUUUUAGUCCAUCUUGUAAUUUGGUGGGUUCUACUUGUUUUACUAUUAAUACAGGGUAUGCAGCACAUUUAAUAAAAGUGACACUUUUCAUUGGCUGCUGCCCAGCUCUAGACAGAGAAGUCGUUUCCCUUCCUGCCCCACCUAUGUUUCUCCACCUCAAUGGAGACAGCACACGGUUAUGUCAUCGUCCUGCUACAAGUACGAGGUAUUGUUGAUUCUGUCUCCUCUAAUUCGGACAAGAUUGCCCAAGGCGAUCCUGCUUCCACGGUGUAGCUUUUGCACACUUUGCUCUGUCUUCCUCAGACUUCAGUAAGCCAUGCUUUUCCUCCUCUUCCCGCCCCCUCCUCCCCCCACCCCCUUUUUUGGAGGUGGCAUGGACAGAUAUCUCCAAGCGUAGCCUUGGAAGCUACUUUGGCGUGCUUGGCCCGCCCGUCUCCACCGCACCAUGGCGGAACCAUUGUCGCUGCUACUUUAUCUCACCCAAGCCCCGUUCCGGGCAAGCCUGGGGCCUGGGUUGGAUUCCCGGCAGGGGCAGCUUGCUCUGAUCCUUUUUCCUUAACCCCUCUUCCAUUCAGCAAUCAACCAGGAUGUAGGACUUUGAUCCCUAGUGAUUCCAGCCUUCAAGAAAAAGAAAUCGUAACUAAUUUUACACGACUAUCCUGAUAACUCUUUUGCUGUGCUCGCCUUUUCGAAUGUAGCAGAGGGGACAAGUUCUAUUUAAACUGAAGAAGACAUUUUGCACACAUACGGAUUGUACAACAGUCAACCCCUCCGUUCUAACCAGCUGUCCUAGUUCUCCAUCUCCCAUUUCUUUCCCCUCUGUGGCCCCAAGCUCCACCAGCUGUUCCCCAGUGAUGUAACCUAGCUUCCCUCUGCCAUAAUCUACUGACCAUGCACCUUUCCUUCCUUCCCUUCACAACUGAUCGAGUGAAUACUUGAUUAUUAUGAAUUUCUUUUCUGUGCUUUAACUUUUUGUUUGGUUCUAAUAAAAUUAAAAUUUCUAAAUUUACAUUUUUAUAGGGUAUUGUAAAUACAAAUAAAUUGUAUACUUGAAAAAAA